AUGCAUUAUAUCAACGUUCACAAUCAGUCCGACCAUGACCAAAUGUUCGAGGUACACGGCUUCAACAACAACCACACCAUCAACGUCAAGCCAGGAGCAACGACAGUCUUCCCAGCUCCGGAUAGAACCUCAGGCGCAAUCAUCGCCGUGCACGAUGGUUUCGAAAGUGAGCAAGCCGAGAUUACCAAGGAUGGUUUCAUGGGCAACGAUUUUAUCGACGUAAGCAACAUCGUCGGCGCCGGCGGCAACAUCACCGUCCAACAAGUUGGGGAACCCUCCACUCGCAAAGGAGACCCGGUCUUCAUGCAACAGCUCAACGCGUCGUGGCACCGAGCGAGCGCCGGUACAAAAGCGUCGCUGAAAGAGUGUGUGCAUCUGAACGAAAAGGGCGACGUCGCGAGGAUAUCCGCCAUCAAAGAUUACCCCCAGCUGGAGAGGUUCGUGCGCGGAUUUGCGGAUGGCAAGACAUACAUCGGCGUUGGUGCUUGGGGGGGCAGUCCCGGCGUUGGCAGUGACAAUGCACAGAGCUCCGCUGCGCACGGCGACAAAGACAUCCUAAUCACCUACGCCGACGGCGACGCGACCCCAAGCCCCCCUGCCCACAUGGCGCACCGCCCAACGCAGAAGCGCCUCGUCGAGCACACGACCGGCGAGCACAACCACGGCGGGCCCGGUAUAAUCCUCACCAACAAGUCCAACAAACCCUGCACGUACUACUUCUACGACAACUUCUGGAACGGCAACGGCACCGCCGGCUGCAACUUCACCCACCCGUCCAAAGCCACCACCGUCCGCCCCGCCACCACCACCUUCGUCCCGCUGCCCUCGACCUUCAAAGGCCGCGUGCAGCGCGGCACCGCCCUGCCGGCGACGUGGGUGGAGUUCCAACUGUGCGCCGCGAACGACGGGGCGGCGCACGGGGACGUGUCGCUGGAGCAAGGGUGCGACGGCGCGGCGACGGUCGCCUCGACGGACGGCAGCGACCGCAGCAACGGGUUCCACGAGGACAUCCUGCGCGACGCGCCGCACGCCGCCGUGACGCGGAAGCCGGGCGGGGAGGUGGCGCUGGCGAGCACGGUGGGGAACUGGAUGGCGGGGCCGAACGGGGCGGCGGUUGAGUGGGCGAGGAAGAUGGUGGGGCAGGAGAGGGCGUAUAUCACUGGUGGGACGGGGGUGCCGGAUGUGGCGAGUCAUAAUCAGGUGCUUGCGGUGGACUUUUAUUGA
Messenger RNA from Letharia columbiana, 1224 nucleotides. RefSeq lists its product as uncharacterized. The transcript is spliced from 3 exons. NCBI's taxonomy places the organism in Eukaryota, Fungi, Ascomycota, Lecanoromycetes, Lecanorales, Parmeliaceae. Bases 1 to 1224 code for a protein of 407 amino acids. The record is from RefSeq and is a predicted model, not a curated record.